AUGGAAGCCAACGCUGUUAACCACAAUUCAAACAUUAACAAUUCUCAACCGCUAACCAAAGCCAAAGCCCCACAACCUCCAAGAACUGGCACAGCGGUUAGAAUAACCACCAAAAAGUCUAACAGCGAAUUAAGAGAAAUUCUUCAACAAAUUUGCUCUAAAUAUCUCAAAGACGCCGAAGAAAACACACAACCAGACGCUACAUACAAUACUCAGUUCUGUGAAGUUCUGAACAAAGCAAUUACUAGUUCAAUUGAACUUACUAAGACAAUUCCAAGUCCAAUUGAGCUUAGCGAUGUCUUAGUUCAGUAUUAUCAUAAGACGAAAUGGUGGAAGUGA
Trichomonas vaginalis G3 is the source of this 339-nucleotide messenger RNA. RefSeq lists its product as uncharacterized. The record is from RefSeq and is a predicted model, not a curated record. NCBI's taxonomy places the organism in Eukaryota, Parabasalia, Trichomonadida, Trichomonadidae. The transcript has a single exon. The coding region runs from base 1 to 339 and encodes 112 amino acids.